Molecule: messenger RNA, 741 nt
Organism: Musca vetustissima
Lineage: Eukaryota; Metazoa; Arthropoda; Insecta; Diptera; Muscidae
Product: protein roadkill-like
Exons: 1
Coding region: 1-741 (246 amino acids)
Biological process (GO): proteasome-mediated ubiquitin-dependent protein catabolic process; regulation of proteolysis
Cellular component (GO): nucleus; cytoplasm
Molecular function (GO): ubiquitin protein ligase binding
Source: RefSeq, a predicted model, not a curated record
AUGUUGAUUUCAUGCAAUAUCCAAGACACGAUUUUCUAUGCUACCUUAAGUUAUGAUGAAGAUCAAGCUAAUGAGAAGAUAUCAACGAUCGGACAAAAACAUAUUGCAUGUUUUAAGCGUUCGUACCCGCCAGUCGAUGUACGCCUUGAAGUACAAUGCGAAUCUGCAACGCAAUUCAAAUUCGAACCUAACAAACAAGCCUUAACAGACAUCUCAAUGGAUUUUGCCAAUAUCUUGGCUAGCAAAGAAUUCAGCGAUGUGACCCUGUUCUCCCAAGAUCGAGUUGAAUUCAAGGUUCACAAAGUUGUAUUAUGCGCUCGCAGUGAAGUUUUUGCAGCCAUGUUUCGCAAUGACCUGCAGGAAAAGCUAACCGGCAGUAUUACCAUCGACGAUAUGGAUUCGGACGUGCUCAAUGAAUUACUGAAUUACAUUUACACGGACGACGAAAUACCCAAAGAAAUGGCAGCAGAUUUAUUUGUGGCGGCCAAUAAAUACGACCUGUCGGCUUUGCAAGAAAUGUGUGAAGAUUUCUUAAUCGAAGCAAUGAGCGCUGACACUGUGGUUGAUAUUCUUCUUCUGGGCGAUCGUCAUGCCAGUGAACGCCUUAAAUCAAAGGCUGUUCAAUUUGCAAUCGAAAACAUUAAAACAGUCUCGCCAACGGAGAGUUGGAAAAGAUUGCGUGAAAUUGAAUUUGAGUUAUGUAUGGACAUAUUGGAAAAGGCCAUGCUGGGACGUUUAUAG